CCAUUUAAACAAAACCCUGGAAACCCUCUUCUCUGUCUCUGUUUCUUCUCUUCUCUUCCAUGCUUGCAUUGCAGCUAUGUUGCUCUCUCUUCUCCUCUAACCGCAAAAACGACGACGCAUAAGCAAAUAGGCGUGGUUUCAACGUACAGUUAUUGCGGUUGGUUUGGUUGUUGGUGGUGGUACCAAGCAUGGGAGGCUCGAGGGUUCAGGUGAACAAGUCCCACAAGUCUCGCUUCUCUUCCAAAUCUUCCCGUAACCUUCAUAGAACCGACCUCAAAGAUAAGAGCAGGAUUUCCAAAUCCGGGGGCAAUGUUGCCAAGGGUGCUAGGGCUGCUCGACUUCAGCAUAACAGAAUGGUACGGGAGCAGAAAAAGGCAGCCCUGUUGAAAGAGAAAAGGGCUACUAGUGGAUCAACAAGCCCUCCCCGUGUUAUCGUUCUUUUUGGGCUUUCUGCUGCUGUAAAUGUAGAUUCACUUGCUGUGGAUCUUCUGUCCUUGUUAUCUAAACAGGGUGCUGGGGCUGCUUUUUCAACAGUUGCUUCUUCUGAGUAUAAGCUGAGAACUACGGUAUUGAAAGCACCUUAUGGGGAUUUGCUAUCAUGUAUGGAAAUGGUUAAGGUAGCUGAUCUGGUUGCCUUUGUGGCCUCAGCAAGUUCUUCAUGUGAAGAGAGCCCUUCUUGCUAUAUCGAUUCAUUUGGAAGUCAAUGCCUUUCUGUGUUUAGGUCUAUUGGUUUGCCAAGCACUUUUGUGCUGAUUCGUGACCUACCUACUGAGCUGAAGAAAAGACAAGACUCGAAGAACACGUGUAUGUCUAGUCUUGCUUCAGAAUUUCCCAAGGACUGUAAGUUUUAUCCUGCAGAUACAAAGGAUGAUUUGCACAAGUUCAUCUGGCAUAGCAAGGAGCAGAGGCUCACUGUUCCUCACUGGAGAAAUCAACGGCCUUACAUCAUGGCUCAAACGGUUGAUAUGGUGGUUGAUGAUGGCAAUUUAGAAAAAUGUACCAUGCUCCUCACUGGCUACUUGCGUGCUCAUAGCCUCUCAGUGAAUCAGCUGGUUCAUGUUUCUGGUGCGGGUGAUUACCAGUUGACUAAAAUCGAAAUUCUUAAGGAUCCAUUUCCUCUAAAUCCAAGAAAAGAGCAGGACUUGAUGGAUGCAGAUGAAGUGCAUGAUGUGGAGGUUAUUCGUUCUUUGGCUCCUGACCCAGAGAAACAAGAGCCUUUACUUGUUGAAAACAUUCCUGAUCCUCUUGAUGGAGAACAGACAUGGCCAACAGAGGCAGAAAUGGCUGAGGCUGAUAAAAAUCAAAAGCAAAAAAGGUUGAGAAAGAGAACUCUUCCUCGAGGCACAUCAGAAUACCAGGCUGCUUGGAUUGUGGAUGAUACAGAUGAGGAUUUAGAUAGUAAUGAUGAAGCCGAUGAUGGAAUGGCAUUGGAUAAACAGGAGAGUGAUUUUCCUGAUCAAGAGGGCACUAAUAAUCUAGACCUUGAUGAUGACCAACGUUCCUUAAACUUGAAGGACUCAGAUGAAGAAACCGAUAUCGAUUCAAUGAUGAUGGAUGGUGAGACCUUAACGCGGGAACAGAUAGAGGAUGAGAUUCAAAAGAUUAAAAAUGCACAUGCUGAAGAUGAGGAAUAUCCGGAUGAAGUGGAUACACCAUUAGAUAUUCCUGCUAGAAAACGCUUUGCCAAGUAUAGAGGCCUCAAGUCCUUUAGGACUUCCUCCUGGGACCCCAAGGAAUCUCUACCUCCGGAAUAUGCCAGAAUUUUUGCAUUUGAUAAUUUUGCAAGAACGCAGAAACAUGUUCUUGCUAAAGCUUUAGAUAUGGAACACGAAAACAGGGAUAACUGUAUUCCAGCUAGCUCAUAUGUAAGGUUGCAUAUAAAGGAAGUACCAAAUAGUGUUGCUUGCAAAUUAUGCUCACUGAUAAAGACAGUGCCUGUUAUAGUGAGUGGUCUUUUGCAACAUGAGUCCAAAAUGUCUGUGCUGCAUUUUAGCAUAAAGAAGCAUGACACAUACAGCGCUCCUAUUAAAUCCAAAGAGGAGUUUGUAUUCCAUGUUGGUUUUCGCCAGUUUGUUGCUAGGCCUAUAUUCUCUAGUGACAACAUUAAUUCAGACAAGCACAAGAUGGAGAGGUUUCUUCAUGCUGGGCGUUUUUGUGUAGCUUCUAUUUAUGGCCCAAUUUCUUUUCCUCCUCUUCCUUUGAUAGUCCUGAAGAGUGCUGAAGGGGGUGCUGCACCUUCUGUUGCUGCUGUUGGGUCAUUGAAAAGUGUUGACCCAGAUCGGAUAAUCUUGAAGAAGAUCAUUUUAACUGGUUAUCCGCAAAGAGUAUCAAAAUUAAAGGCUGCAGUAAGAUAUAUGUUUCAUAACCCUGAGGAUGUGAGAUGGUUCAAGCCUGUGGAAGUGUGGACCAAAUGUGGUCGUCGGGGUCGCAUUAAAGAACCUGUCGGUACACAUGGGGUGAUGAAGUGUAUUUUAAAUGGGGUCCUUCAGCAGAAUGACACCGUGUGCAUGAGCCUAUUCAAGCGUGCAUACCCCAAGUGGCCAAACCAUCGCUUUCCAAUUCUUGAUGCCUGAUCAACUGUGGUUGGUGACCAAUCAUGUACAGUUGAGUCUGGAAUUUGGAAGAAAGCCAUGCUAGUGCUGGGAAUGAAGCUUCUGUGGUUCAGAAUGUUGGUUCCAAUUUCAUGUUUGCUGAUAACCUUGCGUGCAGUUGGAGUGACAUGGGGUUCAUUGCGCCUUAUUUUUUUUAAUUUCAAUAUUGGUUUCUCUUUGCCAUAUAUUCUUUGAAAUGUAGAACUUAAAAUUUAUAGCAAUUAGCAAAAGGCAAGAGAGGGUAAGAGAGAGGGAAUUUCCAUGUCUUUUUUGUUAGCGCAUAUAGUUGCAAAAACGUUUGUUAUCGUAAUAGAACGUUUAUGCAGUAUGUCAUUCCUUAAAAUGUUCAAGAGAGUGCUAAGUAGCAAGUAUGCGUUUUUGCGAAUGA
Messenger RNA from Quercus lobata, 2979 nucleotides. Its product is annotated as pre-rRNA-processing TSR1-like protein. The transcript has 21 exons. Gene Ontology annotation, cellular component: nucleus; preribosome, small subunit precursor. Gene Ontology annotation, biological process: endonucleolytic cleavage of tricistronic rRNA transcript (SSU-rRNA, 5.8S rRNA, LSU-rRNA); maturation of SSU-rRNA from tricistronic rRNA transcript (SSU-rRNA, 5.8S rRNA, LSU-rRNA); ribosome biogenesis. The record is from RefSeq and is a predicted model, not a curated record. The coding region runs from base 189 to 2573 and encodes 794 amino acids. Gene Ontology annotation, molecular function: U3 snoRNA binding; GTP binding; GTPase activity. Lineage: Eukaryota; Viridiplantae; Streptophyta; Magnoliopsida; Fagales; Fagaceae.